UUUUGGCGACUCAUCACUUCAUUCUGCUUUUUCGGCUCAUUUGGCUUUAGUUUUAUGUUCAAUAUGAUUUUCACAUACCGGUACUGCAUGAUGCUGGAAGAAGGUUCUUUCCGCGGCAGAAGAGCUGACUUCGUUUACAUGUUUUUGUUGGGAGGAAUUUUGAUGAUUUUGUGUGGCACUUUUGUACAAAUGGUGUUCCUUGGUCAAGCAUUCACCAUCAUGCUUGUAUAUGUUUGGAGUAGACGUAUUGCUUGCGGACAUUUCUACUUUUUCCUGGAAGACGUGUUCCCUUACCAACAGCACGGUACACGCUUGCUAGUGACACCUGGCUGGUUGAAAUGGAUAUUUGAUGAACGACAGGCAGAUCCUGUCCCUGAAGAGGAACGGCCAGGUGGUUUUGGAUGGGGUGUGGAAGACGAAUAG
Messenger RNA from Strongylus vulgaris, 423 nucleotides. The record is from the annotation of a GenBank genome assembly. Lineage: Eukaryota; Metazoa; Nematoda; Chromadorea; Rhabditida; Strongylidae.